Messenger RNA from Linum tenue, 2992 nucleotides. NCBI's taxonomy places the organism in Eukaryota, Viridiplantae, Streptophyta, Magnoliopsida, Malpighiales, Linaceae. The record is from the annotation of a GenBank genome assembly.
UUUGUUAAUAGAUCGAAAAAGGAAGAGUCAAAAUCGUUAUUAUAUCCAUCUUGCUUCGAACCCUACUCGCGAAUUUGGUGAUUUUGUUUUGUACUCCUACAGUCCUACUCCGGGGGUUUAUCUAGGGUUUUCGCCUCUGGAUAUUUGACGUCCGUCGCUCUACGUUAAUCGGAGAACUCACCGGAACAGCAGCCAUGGCGGACGAAAUGGGCAAGGUCGAAACAGAGGUAAACGAAGCGAACAAUCAGAAGAAGAAGCACAAGGGAAAGCACGACAAACCGAAGCCAUGGGACGACGACCCAAACAUCGACCAUUGGAAGGUCGAGAAGUUCGACCCUUCGUGGAACGAAAGCGGCAUGCUUGAAGUCAGCGAGUUCGCAACCCUCUUUCCUUCAUACAGAGAAAAGUACAUACGGGAUGUUUGGCCAAUGGUGAAAUCCGCCUUGAAAGAACAUGGCAUUGAAGGCAGGCUCGACCUGGUUGAGGGGUCAAUGACUGUCUUAACUACUAGAAAGACGAGGGACCCUUACAUAAUUAUCAAGUCAAGGGAUCUUCUUAAGUUGCUAUCCAGAGGUGUCCCUGCACCUCAGGCUAUCAAGAUUCUCAAUGAUGAAAUGCAAUGUGAUGUUAUCAAGAUUGGCGGUAUGGUUCAUAAUAAGGAGCGUUUCGUUAAACGAAGGCAACAUCUUGUUGGGGCAAAUUCAUCUACUUUAAAGGCGCUUGAAAUCUUGACAGGCUGUUAUAUUCUAGUCCAGGGACACACGGUUGCUGCUAUGGGUUCAUUUAAAGGUUUAAAACAAGUUAGAAAGAUUGUAGAGGAAUGCAUGUUAAACAAGAUGCAUCCUGUACACCAUAUAAAGAUUCUGAUGAUGAAGAAAGAACUUGAAAAUAAUCCAGCAUUGAAGAAUGAGAGUUGGGACAGAUUUCUUCCCAAGUUCAAUAAGAAGAAUGUUCAGCGAAAGAAGCCUAAGAAGAAAGAAAAGAAAGAAUAUACUCCAUUCCCUCCUCCUCAACAACCCAGCAAGGUUGAUAUUCAACUAGAGACUGGAGAGUACUUCUUGAGUGAACAAAAGAAGACAGCAAAGAAAUGGCGAGAGAAACAGGAUAAACAAGCUGAAAAAUCUGCUGAAAACAAGAGAAAAAGAGAGGAGGCCUUUGUUCCUCCAAAGGAAACUGUGAAGGGAAAUACCAGUAAGUCGGAGGAGGAAGACCUGGCCACCAUGACCAUGUCCAUCAAGCAAAAGGCAAAAGAUUUUGUGAAGAAGAAAAGGGACGAGAAUGUCAAUCCGGAGGAUUAUAUAACAGUAGCAUCUAGUGAGCAACCAAAGAAGAAAAAACAAAAGAGCAAAUUUUCAUUUUUCUGAAAAUUUACUCUUGGAUCUCGCGUUUUAUUUGUUUGAUUGAUUUGACCUGAAUCCCCUCCCAUUCUCUAAUAUAUGUCGCCGGAAAUCAAGUCUCACAUGCUUGUCGGAAGUGGGCGCUGCCUUAUGUUGUGUGUUGACAUUGGUAGAAAUGGGGAACGAAAGUUUGUAAAAUUUAUUGGACAUCCUGUGAUUUCCAAUCUGGUCUUUUGUGUAUUUGAGACUACAGAACACAAAAUGGUUGGCCAUUGCGUCAUGGCUAGGAUACAAAGGGCAAUGAAGAAAUUAAAGGUAAUUGAUCCUGUGCUAAACUCGUAGUUGCCCAGCUUCAAUGUUGCUGUAGGUGCUUACUGGUUUGGUUGGAUUUGAUGUUCACGUUACUCAUCUGAGCUUCUUGUGUAUUCAUUUACUUUUUUUUAUGUUGCAAGUUGGAAGCUGAUGAGAAACGCAGGUACUUAUGAUAGUUGUGGCACACCCCAGAGAUGUCUCUCAUGGUGCAGCAAAUUCUUUGUUGUGUCGAGCGCCUCGGGAUGUGCCUAGACAUGACUAAGGCAAUUCUCUGCUGUCUGAUUCCUUCAAUGUUGUCGGUACGGAUUUUCAAUGUAAACAUGGUUUUCCUUUGUGAAUUGGUUUCUGGACAGCAUUUUCAAGCAGAAAGUGUCUUCUUUUUAUGUGCUCAAGGCUUGGUUUCCGCUUCUCUUUUUCUAUUGCGACUAUGUGCACCAUGCUGGAAUGAAAUCAAGAUAUCGAAUCUUUUGAUAGGCUAGAAUUAGCUUCUAAUUACUGGAAUCUUCUGCUGUUUGAUUAGAAAGAGUACAUUAACUAUACUCUCUUGCCACUUGCCAGUCUUUUACUUUGUGGAUUCACUUAUCACAUCUUCCAAUAAGAGAGCAGAAGUCCAUAGUCAAAUUGAAAAAUCCAAUGUAAAAUGAUCGGGAAAAAGAUGAUCUAGUUAACUUUACGUAGUCGAUGUCUCACUGAGUAAAUGUUUCCUGACAUAAGGAGCUUCCAUACCAAUGACCCUCUUGUACUAGGUGUUGGAUUCCAUGACCUCCAAACUCGUCGAAUACCAUCAUCCCCUCAUAACUCUGUAGGGAGCCUUCCAUCCUUGACCAAACAUCGUGAUCAUUGUAGGCGCCAUCAUGUGGCAUGAUCGAAGGACGUGCUUCCAUAUCUUCGACCCAAUCGAGUUCAUAAUCAUCAAGGGAUAGGUCGGGAUUGUAGUAGCAAUCAUCAUUGUUGUUGGCACUUUCGCUUGAAAUGUGAUCUUCCAUGAUCAUGUCGGGAAUACCAUUGAUCUCUGCUUCAAGAGAUUUGAUUACAUUCCUCAACCUUUCGUCAUCGUUAUACUCUUCAACUUGUAGCAACGACUCUUCUAAUAGUGACAUGAGGAGGGCUUGAUGAUGAUGGUUGUUCUCCGAGAGACUGGUUUCGGAUGAAAGAGAUGCCAUUUUGGCAGGGACUAGCGAAGAUGGAAUGGUGGGAAGUGUUGGUUGGUAUUAGCUUGGUGGAUGAUUUGUGAUUGUAUUGUUCUCUUUAAGUCAUUGAACCAGGUGUUUAUAUAGAGGUCUCUCUUAGAAAAUGCGAUGUUGUAAUGUAAGUCUUUAUCAUUAUUGGGAAGCAAGUGAAUC